AUGAGCGCUGGCACGGUCAGGUGGAGCAGUGCUGGCAUCUCCUCCUCGUCCUCCUUCCUCCGCCUUUCGCGUUCGCCUCUCGCCUCCUCCCUCCUCCCCCUCCUCCUCCUCCUACUCCUCCUCCUCCUCCUCAGCCUCUGGGCUGAGCGCAAUAAUCUGGUGAGAACUGCGAUGGCCUGCGAUGGUUCGUGCGCAGGUCGGUGGCCCCACGCGCACACCCACGACGCCGCCGCCGGUGGUGAGCUGGUACUGUUGGCGCCGCCGGCGGUGGUGAGCUGGUACUGUUUUGGUUCGAUGGCAUAUUGGCUCAUGAAUGUCUGUUGGGAUUGCCUUUGUUCGACAUACUCUAGGUAG
Messenger RNA from Prorocentrum cordatum, 354 nucleotides. NCBI's taxonomy places the organism in Eukaryota, Dinophyceae, Prorocentrales, Prorocentraceae. The record is from the annotation of a GenBank genome assembly.